AUGAGCGCACCCGCGUCGAAUGGAACCCAGUCCUCGCAGGGCGCUGUGUCCUACGCCACCUCGUUCAGCUCCUCUCCUAGGAUCAUCACCACCACCAUAUACUCGGGCACUCCUCUCCCGACAGGCUCCACCGCCGCCGGCUCAUCUUCAAAAUCCUCUGUCCCAGUAGCCGCGAUCGCGGGGGGGACAGCCGGCGGCGUCUUCCUCGCCGUCGCUAUAGUCGUCAUAUGGACAUGGUGGGGUCGUUGCAUCAAGCGGCAGCGCGACAGGGAUCGCAAAGAGGCGCUCGCAAACAUGCAGGUCAAGGAAAACACCCGUCGGAAUGCGGCGUCCGCGUCGUACACGCAUCUCCCCCCCUCAUCUGCUUCGUCUCGCAAUGCGAGGAGGGUCACGUUUGUCCCGAGCACCUCCUCGUCCACACAGACUACCUUGAAGGCCUAUACGGACGAACCAAAACUGUCUCUCUCUCGGGACGUUCCGCCCCUUCAGAGCGGUUCCUUACCACCAUACAGGCCAGCGCGCCCAAGUCCCCUCGCCCAGGGUAGCCCGCGAAAUGAACAAGCCCCACUGCUUCACGGAUCGCCUCAUUCAGAGCCGCGGUCGCCUGUCGACCCCGCUCCCUCUCCGUCCGUUCAGCCGUUCGUCAAGCGGUCUCUGGCACACAAACGUUCUGCUGCGAGUUCCAUCUCGGCCUACUCCGCGGAGAGCGGCGAGGAGCGUCAAACGCGUGUCUCGACGAGUUUGGUCAUGGCCGCGCUGGGCCAUCUGGACCCCCGCCGCUCGUGGCUGGGCAACUAUCUUCCGCUGUCGGCCAAUCGCCACAGGGCGAACAACGAUCUAGAGCGAAAUCGCCUCUCGCAAAUGAGCGAGGUGUCGACGUACUCACAGGGUGAUGAGAUGCCCAGCGAACCUGUCGGCUAUGCGUACGGUGGCGAAGAGGGACCAGGUCCAAAACAGUCCGCGUGA
Molecule: messenger RNA, 966 nt
Organism: Fibroporia radiculosa
Lineage: Eukaryota; Fungi; Basidiomycota; Agaricomycetes; Polyporales; Fibroporiaceae
Exons: 3
Coding region: 1-966 (321 amino acids)
Source: RefSeq, a predicted model, not a curated record